This is a messenger RNA of Actinia tenebrosa (Australian red waratah sea anemone), 230 nucleotides long. RefSeq lists its product as uncharacterized. Gene Ontology annotation, biological process: protein dephosphorylation. NCBI's taxonomy places the organism in Eukaryota, Metazoa, Cnidaria, Anthozoa, Actiniaria, Actiniidae. Gene Ontology annotation, molecular function: protein binding; protein tyrosine phosphatase activity. The record is from RefSeq and is a predicted model, not a curated record.
UACAUCUUCGUGAACAUGGCUGUUUAUGAGGCUCUCACUUGUGGAAACACAGAAAUACAGGCCCACGACCUCCGUAGCAUCAUGCAUCGGUUGUCAACUGUGGAUAAACGCCAGAAACGUACAGGUUAUGCGCUGGAGUUUCAGCGUUUAGAAGCUGUUACUUCACAAAAUAGUCAAGAGAAACCUAUAGAGAACAUAACGCAUUUAUAAUGACACAAGCUCCCAUGGAA